Xyrauchen texanus (razorback sucker) is the source of this 6083-nucleotide messenger RNA. It is a transcript of the gene kpna1, whose product is annotated as karyopherin alpha 1 (importin alpha 5). NCBI's taxonomy places the organism in Eukaryota, Metazoa, Chordata, Actinopteri, Cypriniformes, Catostomidae. Bases 247 to 1863 code for a protein of 538 amino acids. Gene Ontology annotation, biological process: NLS-bearing protein import into nucleus; postsynapse to nucleus signaling pathway. Gene Ontology annotation, molecular function: nuclear import signal receptor activity; protein binding. Gene Ontology annotation, cellular component: nucleus; cytoplasm; nucleoplasm. The record is from RefSeq and is a predicted model, not a curated record. The transcript is spliced from 15 exons.
CGUGAACUUGCUGCACAUUCUAUGCCUCCUCUCCUGUACUUAGUGAAGAAACACUUAAUCAGAAUCAGAAUCAGAAACAGCUUUAUUGCCAACCUCGUUACACAAAACUGGCAACCAGACAUGCGCUUCGAACACGAUGUCCUCUCUCAGUGCGCAUGCGCAGUAUCACCAUACCGGCGGAGGUUGAACGGUAGCAGUUGAAACGACGCAGGAAUAAACGAGAUCGUUUUCACAGCAGGCAAAACCAUGAGUCAGGGAAAGGAAAAUGCACGUCUCAAAAGCUAUAAAAACAAAUCGCUCAACACAGAUGAGAUGAGGAGGAGGAGGGAAGAGGAAGGCCUGCAACUUCGCAAACAAAAGAAAGAUGAACAACUGUUUAAGCGCAGAAAUGUGGCCACAGUGGAGGAGGAUGGAACACUGGAAGAGGAUGGAAUGUCAGACAGUGGAUACCUGGAAUCACAGGCCAACAACAUGGACCAAAUCACGGGAAGCAAUAUAUCUGAGGAUAUGAUACAGAUGAUCUUCUCUAGCUCUCCUGAACAGCAGCUUACAGGCACACAGCGCUUCAGAAAACUCUUAUCUAAAGAACCUAAUCCCCCAAUUGAUGAGGUCAUUGCCACCUCUGGCGUCGUGGAACGUUUUGUCGAGUUCCUGAAAAGAAGGGAGAACUGCACGCUACAGUUCGAAGCAGCGUGGGUUCUAACCAACAUCGCUUCAGGCACAUCCCACCAGACGCGUGUGGUCAUCCAGGCUGGGGCAGUGCCCAUUUUCAUUGAGAUGCUCUGCUCUGAUUUCGAAGAUGUACAGGAGCAGGCGGUGUGGGCUUUAGGGAACAUUGCGGGAGACAGCACAGAGUGCAGGGACUACGUUCUGGACUGCAACAUUCUGCCCUCUCUAGUACAGUUAUUAGCAAAACAAAAUCGUCUGACUAUGAUGAGGAAUGCAGUGUGGGCCCUGUCUAACCUGUGCAGAGGGAAAAACCCACCUCCAGAUUUCACCAAGGUAUCACCAUGCCUGAGUGUUCUCUCCUGGCUGCUCUUUGUGAAUGAUACCGACAUUCUGGCUGAUGCAUGCUGGGCUCUUUCUUAUCUCUCCGAUGGACCCAAUGAGAAGAUCCAGGCUGUCAUUGACUCAGGAGUCUGCCGCAGACUAGUGGAGCUACUGCUACAUGCAGAAUAUAAAGUGGUGUCCCCUGCUCUAAGAGCCGUGGGGAAUAUUGUCACGGGAGAUGAUCUGCAGACUCAGGUGAUUCUUAACUGCUCUGCCCUGCAAAGUCUCCUUCACCUGCUGAGUAGCCCGAAAGAGUCUAUUAAGAAAGAGGCGUGUUGGACUAUCUCCAAUAUCACAGCUGGAAACCGUGCGCAAAUACAGAUGGUGAUCGAUGCUGACUUGUUUCCCCCAUUGAUCCAUAUUCUACAAGUUGCUGAGUUCCGUACAAGGAAGGAGGCAGCGUGGGCAAUUACAAAUGCUACAUCUGGUGGCUCUGCUGAGCAAAUCAGGCAUCUUGUUGAUCUUGGUAGCAUCAAACCCCUAUGUGACCUCCUGACACUGAUGGAUUCAAAGAUCGUACAGGUGGCCUUGAAUGGCCUGGAGAACAUCCUAAGACUGGGUGAGCUAGAAGCAAAACGAGGAGGUGGCAUCAACUUCUACUGCGGCCUCAUUGAGGAGGCCUAUGGACUGGAUAAGCUUGAGUUUCUUCAGGGCCAUGAGAAUCAGGAGAUCUAUCAGAAGGCCUUUGACCUGAUCGAGCGCUACUUCAGCACAGAUGAUGAAGAUCCGGCUCUGGCCCCUGCUGUUGAUCUCCAGCAGCAACAAUUCCUGUUCCAGCAGUGUGAAGCUCCCAUGGAGGGUUUCCAACUUUAACGUCUCCCACCCCAUUUCUCUCCAAGCAGUCCACCCUGGGGGGUGAAGGAUGCCCCCCUGACACAACAGAGCGAAGGAUUCAAUAAAUGAACAUUUUAAAUUAGUGAUAUACAAGAGCUUGUGUUGCCGGUCAACCCAUUUUCCCCUCUUGUCCUCCUUCCCUGGUGUCGUCUGCCCCAAGGAUGGCUCCAGGAAAAUGGCGACACCAUGCCCAGAUGCAGAAAAUCUGAUGAAAACAUGAACAGUAGACCCUUAGAGAUGAUCUAAAUAUCUUACACUGAUACUUCACUCUUUCAUAUCAUGCGUUAAUCUUUCUUUCAACUCUUUAAGCAUCAUUCCCUUAACCCGUCUAAGAAAAACAAGCAACGGGAGCCCUGUACCAAGAAAUGAGGAAAACUGCAUCCACCAAUGAGUUAAAAGAAGCUGGGAAAGGAAAGCUUCUGACAUGACUGCAAUGCUGAAUUUGACAAGGGAUCUGCUUUUCUGUUGUGAAACAGUGGACUGACCGUGUGACUGUGUUUGCAUGUCCCCAAAUUUCCCCCACGAGUCAUGGCCAAUCUGCGCUGAAGAACUGAAAAACGUCUACUGAAUGCAAGGCACCUUCUCAUUUGACCCAUGCAACUCAAAGACAGCCAGCCAGACUGACUGAGGGGUCCAUGCUUUCUGACUGUUAGUGCCAGUCAAACAGCCUCUUGCUUUUGACAUGCAUUAAACAUGCAUUCCGACGAUGACUGAACUGUACGGGCUCCGCCUCUUCUUUUAGGGUUACACAUUUGCACCUUUGGAAUUCCCGAAUUUGGAGUGUUCCCACUCACUGAGACUGCUGGACAGACAAAAAGACAGGAAAGACAAAUAUACUUUCUGUUCCUUAAUCCUGUGCAUUAGACCAUUUGAUACAUCAAUAGGACAAUUUCACAUGAGCAUCACCUUCAUUGGCACUUUACAUUCAGAACAGACACCCUUUGUUUUAAAACUUCUGUAGUGAGUUUAUGCCCAAAAUGGCUUCUCAGGAUAUUGAGGUAUAAAGGUAUGAUGGUACUUACCUUAAUAAUUACAGGAUGUAUUUACAGAAAACACUAAGUAUUUAAGAGUGUGAUCUCAUUGCCUCAUUCUGGCAGAGCAAAAAAUCAACCACUUCAAAGCUUCCUCCAUCAAUAAGUGACAUUUUAACAAACCGAUGAAAAUUUUGCUGAAGGCUUAGCUUCCCGACACGUGUGGUUGUGUGUGUGUGAGACAAACUUUAAUAUUAAUGUCUAAUUAUGCUGAAUGCACACAAACCCGUUCAGACAAUAUUUUCUGAAUAGAUAGAUCUAUACGAGAAAAAUACAGCGCAAAAAGCUGUUCAAUUCAAAACUGCUUUCUGGGGAUUAGAAUCUCUUAAUACCGAAGGCGCCAUAAUCCUCAUUUUUAAAUUGAGGUGGAAAAUGACAAACAACAAAUCAAAUGGACAAAUUAAAAAAAAGACUGAAAAUAUAUCAGCAAUUUAACACUUAAAAAUGACUGGGUAUUAGCUCAUAAAAUAUGAUUGUUUACAAAGUUGUUCUAAUUUCAAUGUCAGAUUCUUCCCAAGAGAUGACCAGCUCUUUGUGUUCAAUACUGCUGUCGUAUUGAGAUUGUGUUACUGUUCUCUGUUACGCCAUUUGCAUAAAUGCUGUUUCAUGAAUCCCAGUGGUCAAGUUAUUUAAUUUAGUGUCUGUUGGCAUUACACAAGUAUUUCAUUCAUCAUUGAUACUUGAAAAAAAAAAAAAGGACCAGUUCUUACACGUGUAUUUUUACAUUCAUUUUUUUGACACAAACUCUGGUAACACUUUACAAUAAAGUGCUAUUUGUUAACAUUAGCAAAUGCAUUAGUAUUAAGAAGUAACAGUGAUUUUUUUUUUUUUUUUAACCAUUUAUUGAUCAUGGUUUGUUAAUUUAUGAAAAUACGAAUUCAUGUUACCUCAGUGCAUUAACUAAUGUUAGCCUGUAUACAUGUUUAAAAAAUAUUAGUAUGUAGUAAUUAACAUUAACCAAGUGCUUUAAAAUUAUUGUACAUUAGUUCAUGUUAGCUAAUGUUAAUUACUACAACCUUAUUGUAAAGUGUUACACAAACCUUUUCACACAAUUGAGGAAUAUUUUUUUUUUAACAGAAAGAUUACCUAGCUACUGUUUUCUUUUCGGUUUGUCGUUUUAAGGAAGGCACACAGUGAACUUCAGGUUUAGGUGUUCCUUUGUGUAAUUCAUGUACUUUUGCAUUAUUAAAUAGUAAUUAUAAAUUAAAGUUCCUCAGGACAAAAUUUAUGUUGGCUUUAUAAAGCCUUGUCUGAAAGUUAAAAAAAAAAAAAAAAGUUUAAAAGCUUGGGGUUAGAGAACAUGAUUGCUUUUGUUUUAAAAAUGUCAUUCAUUUAUUGAAACAUGAACACUUAAAAGCAAAGACAUUUCUAAAUUAAAAUUGCACUUCAGAGAAAAUGUAAAAAAUCUUUAAAAUAAUGGUGGUAAAAAAAAAAGAAAAACGUAUUUAACCUCUCAUUUUCUGUCAUGCAAGUAUUUUUCUACAACAGGUGGAAAAUUAAUUAUACAAAUCAAUAUCUAAAGAAAAUUAUGACUACCACCCCUGGAGUCGUGAGUUUGAGUCCAGCCAAGUCUCCUAAGCAACCAAAUUGGCCUGGUUUCUAGGGAGGGUAGAGUCACAUGAGGUAAUCUCCAUAUGUGAGAAUAACGUGAAGCCUCCACACGCUAUGUCAUGUCACCAUGGCAACACACUCAACAAGCCACCUGAUAAGAUGCCUGGAGUCAUGUCUCAGACACAGAGGCAACCCUCCGCCCUCCGCCACGAGGCGAGUCACGUGAGGACAUAGAGCGCAUUGGGAAUUCCAAAUUGGGGAGAAUAAAAAUAAAUAAUAAUGAUAAAUGAAAUAUAAAUACAUUUUAGGUUCAAGAUUUUUUUGUAUUUUAUUAUUUGUAAACCUGCUGAGUGGCAUUCACAAUGCAUGUUAAGCUCGAACAGCUCUGUGGAAAUAAAAUUAACUUAACUCAGAGCACCUCCUGAGAUGGUCUUAGGUCAUUUGAAACAUUCUCAUCCAAACUGUUUUCAGACUACUGAAAUAGAGUGAGAACUCUUUACAUGCACGUGUUCCACGAGACACGCUCGCGCUGCACGCAUCUGAACAAACAGCGAAUCAGACAUGCGCAUCGAAGGCUUUUCUGUCGAAUGUUCUUAAAAUGAUAAUAAAGUGCGUCUUUUCAAGCAUGCGUCUUUGUUGCAGUUCACUACACAUGAAACGGGUAACCCCCAUUUGGCGCUAUUUAAUAUAUUUGGUGACUUCACUGCUCCAUGGUUUUGUAAUUUCCCUGUACUGUUGAACGUCAUCUGUCAGUGAGUGUUGAUAUCAGCAUAGGGAUAUUUGUCAGAUAUUGUCAAUAUCUGAUUACAUCAUCCUAUCACCCAGCCCUGAUUGCUAGCAUGUUUUAGCAUGUUGCCAGACAUUGCUAGCUUGAUUUAGCAUGUAGCUAGACAUUGCUAGCAUGUUUUUUUAACAUGUAGCUAGGUGCUCCUAGCACAUUGCUAAGCAUUGCUUGCUUGUAGCUAGGUGUUGCUAACAUGUCAAUAAGCCAAAAUAACUAGAUUCUGAUGAAAAUGUGAGUGGUGGUUGCCUGUGCAAAAAGAGACACCAUUAUGUUCUUGGUGGUUGCUUUCUGGCCCAAAUCAAAAGACCCCAUACCUAAGUCACUAUUGUAAAUUGGUCCAUAGAUAUGGCUGUAGUCCCCAUUUUUAUUUAUUUAUUUAUUGUUUUGCAUGUUUUACUGUCUGCUAAGUGAAUCCAAUUGCUUUGUCUCAAAAAAAAAUAAAAAACAGUUCAGGUAUCAUUCUUGAUCACAAAAGGUGUUGGAUGGUUGGAAAUAUAGGUCUCUGAGGAACAAUAGUGGGUGCUUCCCAAUCUGUGGCUGUUUCCAAACCAGGAUGGCAGUUUCUGAAUUAUCCAAUGAAAGUAGGGUAUCUCAAUGUAGUAGCAGAUCAUGUUAAGCAGUUGAAAUACCCACAUCCCGGUUGGAAAACGGCAAUAUUUGUUCAGCAGAGACACGAGUAUCGAUGGUUGCUGAAUUUUAAAGGGAUAUUUAACCCAAAAAUGAAAAUUCUGUCAUCUUUUACUCACAUUCAUGUCAUUCAAAACCUGUAAAACUUUCUUUCAUGGAACACAAAAUAUGUUAGGCAUAAUGUAGCCUCUGUCACCAUUCAGGUU